AGGAAAGCACCUUUCUGUAAACAUAUACCAGCAGCGGCCCUUUCCUACAAAGCACACUUGAAUAUUGUUCUCUUCCAAAAUCCCGGUUGUUGAUCUUGAAGAUUUGCUUUUCUCCAGAUCAAGUGAAAGAUAUGUCCCCACAAAUCAUUUUUCUCGUACUUUUCAUAAUCUUAGGAGCCCCCUUCUCAUCCUGUUUUAGCAGCUACCAAGAGGGCCCACUUACGAUUGAUCAUCUAGACGACACUCAUGGUUCUGAUGAUCAUCGUAGAGCCUACACCACAUCAAUAAGCAAUAAUAUCGAUCAUCAUCAUCAGGACCAGGAUCAUGACAAACAUGAGCCUGGGUUUGUGGACCUGAUCGUGAUGUCUGCGGCCAAAAGGUUUGGUAUGAAAAGAAGGCUUAGACAAGCACAAACUCCUUCGACCUCACCAAGCUGGCUGGUCAGUGUAGAUCACUUUGGAGCUAAAGGUGACGGAAGAGACGAUACUGAGGCAUUUCGGAAAGCUUGGAAGGCAGCUUGUUCUUCUGCAAACAGUGUUCUUGUGGUCCCUAAAAAUGGGAACUACCAUCUCAAGCCAAUUACAUUCUCGGGUCCCUGCAAAUCUGAUAUGACAUUGAAGGUCUACGGAACAAUCAAAGCUUCUUCUCAUAGAUCAGAUUAUGCAAGAGAUACACGACAUUGGCUUGUUUUUGAAAAUAUUCAAAAUUUUGUAGUUGAAGGUGGGGGCUCCAUCAAUGGCAAUGGGAGGAAAUGGUGGACAAACUCAUGCAAAAUUAACAAAAACCUUCCUUGCACGCACGCACCAACUGCUGUGACCUUCCUCGGCUGCAACAAUUUGAGAGUGUCUAAUCUGAGAAUCCAAAACGCACAGCAAAUGCAUGUUUCAUUUCAGAACUGUGUAAACGUCAAAGCCUUGAAUCUCUUGGUGACUGCACCAGGGAAUAGUCCCAAUACGGAUGGAAUUCAUGUUACCGAAACACAGAAUAUUAAUAUUCAAAACUGUGUUAUCAGAACAGGUGAUGAUUGUAUUUCAAUAGUGGCUGGGUCAAAAAAUGUUCGAGCCACAGACAUUACAUGUGGACCAGGUCAUGGAAUAAGCAUUGGGAGCUUAGGAGCUGACGGUUCCAGCGACUAUGUUUCAAAUGUGGUAGUUGAUAGAGCAAGACUUUCAGGAACUACUAACGGAGUGAGGAUUAAAACUUGGCAGGGAGGCUCUGGGUAUGCCAAAAAUAUCCUAUUUCAAAAUAUCGAGAUGAACAAUGUCAGCAAUCCUAUAAUCAUAGAUCAAAACUAUUGCGAUCAAGAUAGUCCAUGCAAAGAACAGGACUCGGCUGUGCAAAUAAGCACUGUGAUUUACAGAAACAUCAAAGGUACUAGUGCUUCGGAGGAUGCUGUAAAAUUCCACUGCAGCGAGAGCAUUCCCUGUCAGGGGAUCUCAUUGCAAAAUGUUGAUCUAGUACGCGCAGGAGAUGCAGCUGUCAAAGCUUCUUGUGACAAUGUUGGACUGGCAAACAAGGGGAAAGUCUUUCCACGGUGCUGAUCAUGAAUUAUUCGGUGGAAAAGCGAAAUCCAAAUAUACUUCUUUUUUUUAUUAUUGACAGUACUGUAAAUUAAUAUAAUUGGCUUAGCAUCAAUACGCCGGUACUGGUCGAUUGUCAGAUAUCGCUUGCUGUUUUAGUCGUAGAAACAUAGAAAAUAGGGAAAGUGUAUGAGUUGUUGAAUACAAUUCAAAUAAUUGCAUGCUUUUGCUUCUUUUUUUCCACAUCAUGUUGAGGUUCAUAUAUAAAUAAAGUAUAUUUAUUUGUUUUGGAAAGUA
Messenger RNA from Juglans regia (Persian walnut), 1817 nucleotides. RefSeq names its product polygalacturonase QRT2-like. The coding region runs from base 132 to 1541 and encodes 469 amino acids. Gene Ontology annotation, biological process: pectin catabolic process; fruit dehiscence; anther dehiscence. The transcript has 9 exons. The record is from RefSeq and is a predicted model, not a curated record. Gene Ontology annotation, molecular function: polygalacturonase activity. Lineage: Eukaryota; Viridiplantae; Streptophyta; Magnoliopsida; Fagales; Juglandaceae.